Molecule: messenger RNA, 1576 nt
Organism: Prorocentrum cordatum
Lineage: Eukaryota; Dinophyceae; Prorocentrales; Prorocentraceae
Source: the annotation of a GenBank genome assembly
GCGCCAUCAGUGAGCGCCUUCUCUUCCUGAUGGACGCGGCCGAGACGGCCGAGAAUGCAGCCAACGCAUCGCUGGAUAACGACUGGGACAGGGAGCCCAGCACGCAGUUGUACUACAUCCUCGCCAUGCUCUUACAGGGCAAGGCGGCGGACAAGGUCACCUUGUCCGGGCGAGGGCAGGGGCUCCUGCCCUGGCGGCAGCUCACGGAACAGUACGGGGCCAAAUCGGUGACGCGCACGACAGGAUUGUUCCAGCAGGUGUUGAGUUUCGGGUUCGAGUCGGACGAUCUGCUGCAUGAGCUGGAGCGCUUCGAGGAGAUCAUCCAGCAGUGCGAGCAUGCGCCCAGCAAGCAGGUGGACAAUGAGCUCCGCCCAGGCAUCAUCAAGAGCGUCAAGCUGGAGGACAUCGCGAAGCACCUGGUCAUGAACUCGGACCGGCUCGACAGCUACGACAAGACCCGAGACGAGAUCGCCGGUAUGUACCGGGCCAAGAAGUACCUUGCCCAAGGACCUGUUCCCAUGGAUGUCGGCGCGGUCGACGCCAAGCCGCGCUGCGACAUCUGCGGCAAGACGGGGCACCUUCGACGGGAGGGCGAGGCUACGGUCGGGGCAACGGCGGUGGUGUUGGAGCCGGCACGGGCGACGGUUCCUACUUCAACGGUGAAAGCGGGCACUGGCAUCUGGGGCCGCGCGAGAGCGCAGUGCCGGGAGCUGCGAGCGGUUCGGCCCCAGGAGAGCAACCGUCGCCAGGUCAACCAGGUUGGAGAUACAUCGGGGAGUGCAUCGCAGCUGUGUCCGCCACAACCCCGGUCCGUGCAGUCUCGCGCCGACCGUUCGGCCACCUCCACAUCCUUGGCUUCGACCCAGCAGCUCCACUCACUGCAGCUCUGCUUAUUUGAGAGUCAGGGUGCAGUCGUCUGCGGCUUCCAGGGCGGCAGGCGCGUGAGGGUUGGAGUUGACUCGGGUGCCGGUGUGACGGUGAAGCCGAAGGACCUCUGCAGUGACUGCCCCACGAAGGACGCGCCAGAGUCGAAGGCUGGGUCCGAGUACGUCCCAGCGGGCAGGGGCAGCAAGGGCAUCGUGGACCUCGGCGAGCGGAACUACCACCUCGUCGACAGCGACGGCCAGCACGCGAACAUGAAGGUGCACGUCUGCGACGUCCGCCAGCCGCUGCUCAGCGUCGCGGAGAUGAACGACAUCGGCCUGGACGUCCACUUCUUUGCCGACCGGGAGAAGGGAGCGUUCGCCACCCAUUCCGAGACCGGCUUGAUCGUGAGACCCGGCGCGGGCGUGGCGAAGCUGCAGCGUGAGCCCUUGACUUUGGCUCCGGUGCAGAACCCGCUAGAUUCUCCGCCUGCUGACCCGGCAGGUCGACGGCCAUGUCCAGCGCUGCGCGCCGACUGCGGAUUCCUCGGCGAGAAGGGCGACGUCGAGAAGAUGGAGAGCAGGACGGCCCCGUUCAUUGUCGUCGAGGACGGCCCACCUCCUGCUGGCACGCGCUGGGCGGACGCUCGCGCGGUCCUAAGCAAGGGCGCCCAACCCGAGUACUCGCGCAAGAUCGUGGCCCAUGACAUAAC